Messenger RNA from Aureobasidium melanogenum CBS 110374, 2475 nucleotides. Its product is annotated as AMP deaminase. The record is from RefSeq and is a predicted model, not a curated record. Bases 1 to 2475 code for a protein of 824 amino acids. Gene Ontology annotation, molecular function: AMP deaminase activity. Gene Ontology annotation, cellular component: cytosol. The transcript has a single exon. Gene Ontology annotation, biological process: AMP metabolic process; IMP salvage. NCBI's taxonomy places the organism in Eukaryota, Fungi, Ascomycota, Dothideomycetes, Dothideales, Saccotheciaceae.
AUGCUGCCUAGGGACAAGCAACGUCGCACAACCCACUACAGCUCAUCGCUCGAGAAGGCUAUGAGCCAUUCCGAGGCAAAGCAGUUCUACCAACGACAACGCGCCGAGAAGCUCGACAGUCCAACCAUGGGCAAGCCUCGUACCCUCAGUUCUCACGUUGCCGGCGAUGCUACUGCCUUUUCUUCUCCGCUUAACCCGCUGAGAGCUAGUAAGAGCACCGUCAGCUUGCAAGCAAAGGAUGCUGCAUACAAAUCUGCUCUGCCUGUUGGCAUCGCCAAUGCCGCAAAGCUCCCGACCAGCACUGAAGUUCAGACUCCUGGCCUCGGCCACUUCGACAGCGCCCGCCACUCUUUCUCCCAACAAAACGACGCCCCUUCACCCUUGAUUCAGGCCGAUCGGGAAGCUCGCGCCCACACACAUCACCCCAACCUGCCUCAUGAGCAGAAGCCUUUCCUGGAGCAACAAGGUCUACAUGGUGCAGGAGCUGGCGUGGGUCUGGGAAGUGGUUCUGGAGGCUUUGCUGUAGACGACUCAAAGGUCACUGCUGAGCUGACAGCCAUCUACAGCAACAUCCAAAAGGUCUUGGACCUGAGACAUAAAUACAUGCGUUUGUCGCUACAGGGUGCCACGGACAAUCCCAAAGAUGAGCCCGGCUGGACCAUAUAUCCUCCUCAUCCCGAUCCUUCGUGGCAGGAAUACGAGCAGAACAUGACUGAAAGCCAAGACCUCAAGACUCCACGUAGGAGGCCUCGUAAGAUGGGCCAGAACAUUGGUGAAGACUUCGAACUUGACGACCUGAUGCCUGUGCCUGGACCUGGCGAGAUGGCCUUCCGUAUGGAUCCAAACGGCGUCUACCAAGUCUAUGAGAACAACAAAGCCGCCGAGCUCGACACUCCCAUUGUCCAUGUUCCGACCAUUCGCGAGUUCUACAUGGAUCUCGACGCCAUCCUGAAUGUUUCCUCGGAUGGUCCUAGUAAGAGUUUUGCUUUCCGUCGUUUACAAUACCUCGAGGGCAAGUUCAACUUGUAUAUUCUGCUCAAUGAGUAUCAGGAGAUUGCAGACACCAAAGCUGUGCCGCACAGAGACUUUUACAAUGUUCGUAAGGUCGACACUCACGUACACCACUCGGCUUGCAUGAACCAAAAGCAUUUGCUCCGUUUCAUCAAAAGCAAGAUGAAGAAAAGUCCCAACGAAGUUGUUCUGUUCCGUGACGGCAAGCAUCUGACUUUGCGGGAGGUCUUUGAAAGUAUCAACUUGACUGCAUAUGACCUCUCUAUCGACACGCUUGAUAUGCACGCUCACACUGACUCUUUCCACCGUUUCGACAAAUUCAACCUCAAAUAUAACCCUGUCGGCGAGUCACGUUUGCGUACCAUUUUCCUGAAAACGGACAACUAUAUUCAUGGCAGAUACUUGGCCGAAAUCACGAAAGAGGUCAUUGCUGAUCUUGAGGCUAGCAAGUACCAGAUGGUAGAAUGGCGCAUCUCCAUCUAUGGUCGUGAUCUAGAGGAGUGGGACAAAUUAGCGGCCUGGGUUGUGGAUAACAAGCUGUACUCGCCUAACGUGCGAUGGCUGAUCCAGAUCCCCCGCCUCUACGACGUCUACAAGAACUCCAACCUGAUGGAGAACUUUGAGCAGGUCAUUCAAAACGUCUUCCAGCCUCUUUUCGAAGUGACACAAGACCCUAGCUCGCAUCCCAAAUUGCACAUCUUCCUGCAACGAGUCAUUGGAUUCGAUUCAGUCGACGAUGAGAGCAAGACGGAGCGUAGAAUCUACCGCAAAUUCCCACUUCCCAAAGAGUGGAACACAGCACAAAACCCACCCUACUCGUACUGGAUCUACUAUCUGUUCGCGAAUAUGUCGUCGCUCAACGUCUGGCGCAAGCAGCGUGGCUUCAAUACUUUCCUUCUGAGACCUCAUUGUGGUGAGGCUGGCGACACUGACCAUCUCGCGGCUGCUGUUUUGUGCUGUCACAGCAUCUCCCACGGUCUUCUAUUGCGUAAGGUACCCUUGUUGCAAUACAUUUUCUACCUGGAGCAGAUUGGCGUUGCAAUGUCGCCCUUGUCCAACAACGCACUGUUCCUUGCUUACGAGCGCAACCCUUUCCUACUAUACUUCCGCCGCGGUUUGAACGUCUCCCUGUCCACCGACGAUCCCCUUCAGUUUGCCUUCACAAAGGAACCCCUCAUCGAAGAGUACGCAGUGGCUGCUCAGAUUUACAAGCUCAGUGCAGUCGAUAUGUGCGAGCUCGCCAAGCAUUCGGUCCUCCAGAGUGGAUUCGAGCACUCUGUCAAACAGCGCUGGCUCGGUCACAACUACCACCUUCCCGGAGUUGCUGGAAACGACAUGGCAAAGGUCAACGUGCCAAACAUCCGCGAGGCAUUCCGCCAUGAGACUUGGUUGCAGGAACUUGCCAUGUAUGCUAAUCUUCCCAAAGGCAGAGAUUCGCCCACGUUUACUGAUUUUCCACUUUAG